GGAUCAGCUCGUGCCCUGAAAAUCACCGACGGUUGGGUGAUGCAUCGUGUAUUUCCGGGUACAUCGAAGAUCUGAACCGAGGGGUACCAACAGGGUAGACGCAACAGCACGAUCUACAACAGGCACGAAAGUUACACGCAGUGAAAUGGAAUGAGUAUUUCUCGCAGUUACAAAACAAUAUUGUGAGACGGAAAUCAUCAGUCUAAGGAUUUGUGGAUUCGUCGCCUCUUACAGACUUGUCAUCGAAAAACACAAUCACGAAAUUUAUUUUUGCAUAAUUAUAUAUACAUAUAGCACGUAAAGUAGUAAAGUUUGUAACUCGUAAGUCAAGAAAUCAACUUUAUCCUCUCAUUCUUAAAGAGAAGGAUUUGGCGUUAGGGAAUUGACGAAAUCUUUCUAAGAUGGUCGACUAGUACCCUUCAUAGAUCUGAGAUCCAAGAUAGAUAUUCGUCAUAUAGAUAUUUGUCUUGCCCGGAAAUCGCUGCAAGCAAACCAGUUAGUAUCGCAGAUAGAUAGAUUGUAGACGAGUAAUUACCGUCCGACCGCGUGUGUUUUGGGACAAAUAAUUGAAUGGAGCUGCAACUCAUGAUGGAUGGCGGCACCGAAACCCUAAACGGAACGAUGUGGUUCACCAAUUCGUCUCCGUCAUACGAGCAACUGUCCCCGGUUCGCCCAAAUAGAUGUGACAUUAUAGCCUCUUCCCAACAGGUAAUAUGGACCACAAUGGGAUAUCAUAGCCCACAAAAUUCUUUAUGGCAAGAUAAGCGCAACUCGCCAAAAAAUUCACCGAUUGGUGAUGAUCAGAUACAUUUGAACGGCGGCUCGCCACAACUUUCUUCUUCUGGAUCAUCCCCGAAUUGUGAACAAAACAAUUUGAAACGCCGUUCUACAGAAUCACUACAUAUUACGGACCUUGAAAAGAAACAUAUCAGAAGAGAUGGAUCCAUCGGAAGUAAUGGCUCUGGUCAAGGUUGGUCCACGCAAGUGGAGGAACUCGCGGAGCAUCUCGCCGCUGAUUUUGAUGGAUCGUUAUCCGCUCUCGCAGCAUCUGAUCUUGCAACAGCCGUCGCCUCUUAUACUAAUAUGAGUGAAGCCCUCCUCACUUUGCCGUCGUUAACAGUCUUCAAACAAGAGGCACCGUCACCUGAGAAUCAACAUAACAAUCCCAACUUGAAUCAUGUAUCGCAAAGAGCGAUCAACACAGUGCCGUCAAACAAUGGAAAUAUCGGCUCCGUCGAGGCUGACAGCAACAACAAUGGUCAAACCGCCGCUAGCCUCCACCAACUCCUAUAUUCUUCCAAUGAAGAAUAUCCGCCGACCGCAGCCAAUCAUGUUUCUUCUUCUCAGCAAGGAAACGAAUUGAACGAGGAUUGCCGGUUUCAGUAUGUCUUAGCAGCCGCUACUAGCAUUGCCACCAAGGUUAAUGAAGAAACGUUGACGUAUUUAAACCAGGGACAAUCGUAUGAAAUUAAACUGAAAAAAUUGGGUGAUUUGUCUGCCUAUCGCGGAAAGAUUCUAAAGGGACAUUCAACCUUUCUGUUCCAGUCAACGAUUCGCAUUUGCUUCCACGAGCGGCGACUGCAGUACACAGAACGGGAACAAAUGCUGGCCUGGCAACGUGCUAGGCCGGGAGAGAGAUUAUUAGAGGUUGAUGUUCCUCUCAGCUAUGGAAUGGUAGAUGUUUGUCAACCAUCACCGUCCAACAACAGCGUAGAGUUUAUGUGGGAUCCCACAAAAGAAGUCGGCGUUUAUAUUAAAGUCAAUUGCAUUAGCACUGAAUUUACACCAAAAAAGCAUGGUGGUGAGAAAGGCGUUCCCUUCCGAAUUCAAGUGGAGACUCGAUUACCAGGAGGACCACGUCUGCACGCUGCCUCAUGUCAAGUGAAAGUUUUUAAAUUGAAGGGAGCAGAUCGCAAGCAUAAACAAGAUCGAGACAAGAUAUUGCGACGUCCUCCUCACGAACAAGAUAAAUAUCAGCCUAGUUAUGAUUGUACCGUCCUUUCCGAUAUUCCUCUGGAAUCUUUAUCGCCUACAAAUUUACCAACGCAAAAUGGUGGAAGUCCUUACGCCUCCACAGAUGCAAUCGUUGUCAGAGUUCUGCACGCGGUUCUGGUGGGAGUUUACUCUGGUAUAGGAUAGUGGCAGUGGUUGUGUCUCCGUCAGGAGUUCACUCCUGUGUAGUGGUGAACGGGAAGUGGGGGACACAGAGGUAGAUGCCGGGCAUCGCCGCCAAGAAACUGGCUUGAACUGGCGCGAGCCGGCAUCUCUGUCUUUCCGCCGACGGCAGUCUCUGGAUGGAGGGGAAUUGGAGAACCAGCAAAGAGUGAGGGAGAAAGAAGAAGAGAGAUACUACGAAAGAGGGAGAUAUAACGCGUACGCGAAUAAAUACAGAACGCCUUGUAUUGCGCGUAGCUGGUGUUACUUUCGCGUCUUCAUCAUCCUACUGACUCCAUUCAAGCGCAUCCACGGGCUUCGUGCGAUCGUAUCGUCGAACAUCGGAAUGACAACCACUGCCGUCGUUGAACACGUACUUCUCCUUUGUUUUACGAGCAAACCGAUGACCGGCAUCACGCGUCGUUCGCACAACUGCCUGCGAUAUUUACCAAUCGGCACCUCGCCGGCGCCGAAAAACUGUAUAAUUUGCUUCUCUUGACUGGAUCGGAAAUUGAUAUCCUACCGAGUUUCGCGUGCGCAACCUUGAAGCGACUCCGCCGGGCAUCACUCGGGAAGAAAGCGGCUGAGCUUGCAGUCGCUCAGUUGCAUCGUGCGCGCGAGAACCGGUACCAGCGCGAACCGGUAGUUCUUCAACUUGUUUUCGUUCGAGGCGUUUCAGAAUAAUGUAAAACUCUUGCAGAGAAAGAUUGGGUUUCUUCAGCGAUUUUAUCUGCGAGUCGGUUUUCUUAAUGCUCGUGCUGCAUUCAGUGCUUCAAUCCGGAGAGAAUUAAUUAUUUCCAGACUGAAAGACGAUAGAGGUGCAUUAAUUAAAGGUGAAGAGAAAAGAGUUCGUACUGGAGCUUGUUGUAUCCGGAUCUAAGUUUCUUCACAGUGUCUUCCGUGUGUCUUGAUUAUUCGCUUGACAAAUUUGUGUAAGGCUUGAUAAUUCCUGUUUGAACAAGUUACCUUAUUUAACGCAUCAAAUCAAGUGAGAAGAGAAGAGUGCGUCAAAGUUAUGUUUGAGAUAACCGAAUUAAUCUUUGUCCGGUAUAUUCUGAUAUGCGACAAAGUUCUGGUGAGUGAAUCCAUUUAAACGAGAAGCGAAUCGAUCGUAAGCACAAAUAACGCGCUCGACGAGGGACUGUCAUCAAUCGAAGCAGUUUAUUCUCGCGUUGUUAAUGCAUCCGAAUCCGAAUUGUAUUGUGAUCGAGGGCGACUUAGUAUUACGUUGUCUUUUAAACAAGUAGAGCUACUUCCCUGUCCCAUUCGUAGUGUUUUCUUUCUUUUUGCAAGGAGCUAAGUGUAACGCAAUCAAUCAACUAUUAGUCAUGCAAUAAAACUACUGACGAGAUCAUUUGUGACAGAUAGCUUAUGACAGCUCGUGGCCGUGUUUAAUAAUAACCACGAGUGAUGCAUCGAGCGGUCUUUUUCAAACGAUAGUGAUCUCCUCCGAGUGCAGUUAAACCGAGAUCUGCGAGUCGAUACAUCGUGAACGAAUAUCGUUCAGGAAUGCACCCGUUCGUCGUAACAGACAAUCGACUUCCGACAAAGUGUACGCGAGUUUCGCACGCACUUUUAGUUGCGUUGAUCGAUAAUCUGAGCUUCGUGAUAAUACGCGAUAUCCUGGCCAUCUACGUACUCCUGUCGCGGCAGGAUUAUCUCCUCAGAUGACGAGCAGCUUUACCGCCGAAAAGCUGAUGCCAGGGCGGUUAAAUUGAGUUUUAUAACCAAGGCAUGUCCUGUUCUCCUUGACUGAUAGGGAUUGAAAACUGUCAAGUAGAAAUCAAAUUAAGGGAAAAUAAACACAGGAGAAGUUGAGGAGAGAUUUCAAUGGAAUAAAAAUUUUUCUGAAUCAGAAAAGAAUAUCCAAUUUCAAGAAAGCUUAAUUAGAUUUUAUGAAAUCUAUCUAGCUUUAAAAGAAGAAAAUAAUAUAUUGCAGCCACUUACAAAGAUUAUUUAUCAAGAAGUGUCAAUGAGAUUAAUUACGCAGUUUGAAAUGAAUAAAUUGAUUCUGGGAGUGAGUUCAUCUUAUAAUCGAAACAUUUAUUUCUCCGUGCUACAACAGUAGAAGAAAAAAAUGUAUAACUUCGAAGUGCGUGAAGAGAAUUUUCUGAAGAAGAAGUAAGGUGGAUAUAUUUCACGUAUUGAAACGUUUCACAAA
Pogonomyrmex barbatus (red harvester ant) is the source of this 4315-nucleotide messenger RNA. RefSeq names its product transcription factor CP2 like gemini (gene gem). Gene Ontology annotation, cellular component: nucleus. The record is from RefSeq and is a predicted model, not a curated record. Lineage: Eukaryota; Metazoa; Arthropoda; Insecta; Hymenoptera; Formicidae. Gene Ontology annotation, molecular function: RNA polymerase II cis-regulatory region sequence-specific DNA binding; DNA-binding transcription activator activity, RNA polymerase II-specific. Gene Ontology annotation, biological process: regulation of transcription by RNA polymerase II.